GCAAGCGUUCCUCAGCAUCGGGAUUCCGGUGCAAUUGAGAGGGAUAGGAGGACCACGUGCUCCUCACGUUUUUGAACUGGACAGACGUGAUGAUUUAGGCCCCCAAGCUUUAUCCGAAGCUGUGGAUCCUUUCUGGCAAUUGCAGCCUCACCGGCAUGAUGUCUUCAUCAGGACAAAGCACAACAUGGCUGAUGAGCAGUACACGUUUUGUUUGCUUUAUGUGCCUUUCGAAGUAGCCAAGAUUCGUUUGCCUCGUGGGCUACCGGCAGGCAUCGCCCCUCGAAACCCAAUCAGUGAAGACGUCAAGAAGGACAUCAUCAAGCACUUGCCAGUUAUGAGGGCUUUGGGAUUAGAUGCUGGUGCUGACUACUUGCAUGCCUGGGCCAUGGGCGAGCUACCCUUGGAGCAGCUGCUGGAA
Molecule: messenger RNA, 418 nt
Organism: Durusdinium trenchii
Lineage: Eukaryota; Dinophyceae; Suessiales; Symbiodiniaceae
Source: the annotation of a GenBank genome assembly